CAGCCGUGCAGCCGCUCCCCGCCCGGACCCGCCCCACCGGCAUGGCGGCGGCGGUGGGUGGCAGCAGCGCCGGCAGGAGCUGCUUCGUGCUGGGCGCCUCGGGGGAGACGGGCCGGGUGCUGCUGCGGGAGCUGCUGGCCCGGCGGGUCUUCGCCAGGGUGACGCUGAUCGGGCGGCGCCGGCUGAGCCUGGACGAGGAGACAGGAGCGGUCGUGGAGCAGGCGGUGGUGGACUUCGAGCGGCUGAGCGAGCACGCUGCUGCCUUCCAGGGACACGACGUCGGCUUCUGCUGCCUGGGCACCACCAAAGCCAAGGCUGGCACGGCUGGCUUCGUCCGUGUGGACCGGGACUACGUCACACAGGCAGCAGAGCUGGCACGAGCAGGGGGCUGCACACACUUUGUCCUGCAGUCUUCGCAGGGGGCAAACCCGCACAGCCGCUUCCUCUACCUCCGUGUGAAGGGAGAAGUGGAGAACCUGGUCCAGGCUGUUGGUUUUGAUCGCUGUACCAUUCUGCGGCCAGCGGUCCUGCUGUGCAAGCGCCAGGAGUCCCGGCCUGCAGAGUGGGUCACCCAGCAGUUUCUGGGUGUUGUGGCUUGGGUCUUCCCCACUGCUUACUCGGUGCCUGUGGAAAGGGUGGCCAGGGCUAUGGUGGCCUGUGUGCUGCAGCCGGGUGAGGGGAAGGUGAAGGUGCUGGAGAAUGCGGCCAUCCACAAGCUGGGAAAGGCAGUGCCACAGCAGGGCAUGUAGUGCAGAAGAGAUGGGCAGGGAAGAGCUUUAUCACCAUUGAGAUGCUCUUCUGGGCUGAGGAUGAAGGCACAGGUGGGAGAGGAGUGGGGUGCUUGCAUUGCCGAUGUGGAAAUAGGGGUGUGCUUCCUUGCAUGGCAGCUGAUUCUGUCAAGUGAUCAAAAAUGCAGGUGCUGGUUGAUGGGUGAGGAGUAAUAGUGUUCUGCUGCCUGGAUCCAGCAUGGCAGUCCGGGUAAAAAGUGGCGUAAUCCAGGCAAUUUCUUGAAUUCAGGCCUUAAAUAAAUUGCUGUGACCGGUU
Messenger RNA from Columba livia (rock pigeon), 1044 nucleotides. RefSeq names its product HIV-1 Tat interactive protein 2 (gene HTATIP2). Lineage: Eukaryota; Metazoa; Chordata; Aves; Columbiformes; Columbidae. The coding region runs from base 42 to 749 and encodes 235 amino acids. The record is from RefSeq and is a predicted model, not a curated record. Gene Ontology annotation, biological process: import into nucleus. Gene Ontology annotation, cellular component: cytoplasm. The transcript is spliced from 5 exons.